This is a messenger RNA of Coturnix japonica (Japanese quail), 2445 nucleotides long. It is a transcript of the gene MOGS, whose product is annotated as mannosyl-oligosaccharide glucosidase. Gene Ontology annotation, cellular component: endoplasmic reticulum membrane. Lineage: Eukaryota; Metazoa; Chordata; Aves; Galliformes; Phasianidae. Gene Ontology annotation, molecular function: Glc3Man9GlcNAc2 oligosaccharide glucosidase activity. The record is from RefSeq and is a predicted model, not a curated record. Gene Ontology annotation, biological process: oligosaccharide metabolic process; protein N-linked glycosylation.
GGGGCUGGGGCUGGCGGCCGCCGGGAGCCUCGUGCUGCUGUGGGGCCGGUGGCGAGCGGCGGCCCGCGCCGUCAGCCCGCACCCCGCAGAGCCCGCGCUGCCUCCCGGGGCCACCGGGCCCGACAGCGCCCCGCACCGGUUCUGGGGCUCGUACCGGCCGCACGUCUACUUCGGCAUGAAGACACGCAGCCCACGCAGCGUCGUCACCGGGCUGAUGUGGCUGCAGCAGCGGGACGGGGCCGAGCUGAGACACACGUGUGAGCAGAGCGACGGGCUGCAGCGCUACGGCUGGGUCAUGCACGACGGGCAGAGCUUCGGCCUGCAGGACAUACACGACCGGGGGCUGCUGCUGCGAACCGAGUUCGUGAAGAGGCCGGGGGGGCGGCACGGCGGGGAAUGGAGCUGGAGAGUCACUGCCCGGCAGGACGGGGGGGCCGCAGGCAGCCAGGCCGCCCUCAUCUCCCUCUUCUUCUACGUGGCCACGGACGGGCAGGGGACGCUGCGGCCGCACCUGGAGGACGGUACCCGGCUGGCGGCCGUGAGCGGGACGUCGGAGGAGCUGGGGGACUUCAAGGUCACCUUCCUGAGACCCAGCACAGACAGCGGGGACGACGUCCCGUACUGCAGCUACCACUACCUGGACGCGUGGAGCCCGGGGCUGCACCGCCUGACCGACGUGGUGCGGAGCAGCCUCAGCAGCCGCUUCGUUUUCACCCCCCCCGACGGGUCCCGGCGGCGCUUUGUGGCGGUGGACAAGUUCCGGGGGCUGCCGGGAGCGGAGGAGGCCGCACACAGUCACCUGCUGCUGCACCAGGUGACGCUGCGGCUGCCGGCCGUCGUGGAGGUGACGUUCGAGUCGGGCAGUGUCCGGGAGCGGCGCGGGGCCCUGGCGGGGCCGGUGCUGACGGCGGAGCUGGCGCGACACCAGGCUGCCUUCGAGCGGCGCUUUGAGGAGACGUUUGGGCUGGAGCACAAGGGAUUCCCGGCCCCACAGCGGCGCUUUGCGCAGGCGGCGCUGAGCAACAUGCUGGGCGGGAUGGGGCACUUCCACGGGCGCUCCCUGCUGCGCUCCCCGCUGCACCAUCACCCCGUGUCCUUCCCCGAGCGGUCGCUGUUCACGGCCGUCCCGUCCCGCUCCUUCUUCCCCCGCGGUUUCCUGUGGGACGAAGGUUUCCACCAGCUGCUGCUGGCGCGCUGGGACCCCGAGCUGAGCCGCGAGGUGGUGGCGCAUUGGCUGGACCUGAUGACGGCCGAGGGCUGGAUCCCGCGGGAGCAGAUCCUGGGGGAUGAAGCGCUGGCCAAAGUGCCGCCCGAGUUCGUGGUGCAGCACAGCGACACGGCCAACCCCCCCGCGCUGCUCCUGGCGCUGCAGCGGCUGCUGGGCUCCGCUCCCCCGUCCUACCUGCGCCGGCUCUUCCCCCGCCUGCGCUCGUGGUACGAGUGGUUGAACACGACGCAGAGCGGCCCCCUGCCCUACACCUUCCGCUGGCGCGGCCGCGACCCCGACCCCGAGCGCUUCCUCAACCCCAAGACGUUGGCGUCGGGGCUGGACGAUUACCCGCGAGCCUCGCACCCGUCGGAGGACGAGCGGCACCUGGACCUGCGCUGCUGGAUGGCGUUGGCCUCCCGGGUGCUGGCGGAGGCGGCCGAGCGGCUGGAGGAGCCCUCGGAGCCCUACCGGCACAUGGAGCGGGCGCUGAGCGACAACGAGCUGCUGGAGCGGCUGCACUGGGCCCACGAGCUCGGCGCCUUCGCCGACUUCGGCAACCACAGCGGCGCCGUGGGGCUGCGGCGCGAGGUGGGACGGGCGACCCCCGGGCGGCCGCCCCCGGCCCCGCGGCUGGUUCGGGUGGUGCACGAGCCGCCCCGGCCCCGGUUCGUCAGCGCGCUGGGCUACGUCAGCCUGUUCCCGCUGCUGCUGCGGCUGCUGCGCCCCGACUCCCCCCGCCUGGAGCCGCUGCUGGCGGCCAUGAGCGACGAGCGGCGGCUCUGGUCGCCCUUCGGGCUGCGCUCGUUGUCCCGUGACAGCCCCAUGUACAUGCAGCGCAACACCGAGCACGACCCGCCCUAUUGGCGGGGCUCCGUCUGGAUCAACAUCAACUACCUGGCGCUGCGGGCGCUGCACGGUUACGCCGAGCAGCCGGGGCCGCACCGAGAGCGGGCGGCGAAACUGUACCGGGAGCUGCGGCACAACCUGAUCCACAACCUGUACCGGCAGUACGCGGAGAGCGGCUACUUGUGGGAGCACUACAGCGACAGCACCGGCAGGGGGCAGGGAUCGCACCCGUUCACCGGCUGGUCGGCGCUGGUGGUGCUGGUGAUGGCCGAGGACUAUUAAUUAAGGGGGGGGGGUCACCGGGCUCCCGGCUUUCUCAGGGGCGGGUGGAGGCUCCCGGCCCGGGGUCCCGUCCUCCACCACCAAUAAACCUCAGAGGUGACGCUUCA